UCUCCCGCCGCCUCUCCGCCUCGGAUCGCUCUGGCCCACGCAGGCAGCUUGAUGGCCCCCAGCCUCGCCGCCGCCGCCGCCCCCCUCCUGCUGCUCCUGCUGCUCGGCGCCCCGCCGGCUGAGCCAGCGGGGGUCUUCGAACUCCAGGUGCAUUCCUUCACCACCAGCAACCCCCAGAAGUUCUGCCAGGGGGCUCAGCCCUGCCGCCUCUUCUUCCGGGUCUGCCUCAAACACGCCCAGGCUGUGGUCUCCCCGGAGCCCCCCUGCACCUUCGGGGCAGCCCUGAGCAACAUCGUCCCCGCAGAUCGUCAUGCCGUGGCUGCCAGCGGACUCAUCCGUGUCCCCUUCCACUUCAAGUGGCCGGGCACUUUUUCCCUCAUUAUUGAAUCCUGGAGGGCUGAAUCAGGAGAGCCAUCCACAGAGGAUGCCCAGAGACUGAUCAGCCGUUUGGCAACUCGACGUCGCCUGGCGGUGGGCGAGGAGUGGUCGCAAGAUGUGCAGCUGGGUGACCAGAGUGAGCUGCGCUACUCCUACCACGUCACCUGCGAUGAGCAUUACUACGGGGAGAGCUGCUCCGAUUACUGCCGGCCGCGUGACGACACCUUCGGCCAUUACACCUGUGAUGAGUUGGGCCGCCGGAUCUGCCUGGCCGGAUGGCAGGGAGACUAUUGCUCGGAACCCAUCUGCCUGGCCGAGUGCAGCCGCAGCCACGGCUACUGCGAGAAACCCGGCGAGUGCAAGUGCCGGAUCGGCUGGCAGGGCCCCUCCUGCGACGAAUGCGUGCGCUACCCCGGCUGCCUGCACGGCUCCUGCCUGCAGCCCUGGCAGUGCAACUGCCAGGAGGGUUGGGGGGGGCUCUUCUGCAACCAGGACCUCAACUACUGCACCAACCACCACCCGUGCCAGAACGGGGCCACCUGCACCAACACGGGCCAAGGGAGUUACACCUGUACCUGCCCGCCGGGCUUUGUGGGGACCAACUGCGAGGUGGAAGUCAACGAAUGCGACAGCAGCCCUUGCAGGAAUGGAGGCAGCUGCAGUGACCUGGAGAACGACUACAAGUGCACCUGCCCGCAAGGCUUCUACGGCAAGAACUGUGAGAUCAGCGCCAUGACUUGUGCCGACGGGCCGUGUUUCAACGGUGGCACCUGCACGGAGAAACCCUCGGGGGGCUACACGUGUCGCUGCCCCCUGAACUACCACGGCUCCAACUGUGAGAAAAAGAUAGACCGCUGCAGCAACAACCCCUGUUUGAAUGGUGGCCGCUGCCUGGACCUUGGCCGGAGCAUGUUCUGCAAGUGCCGCCCGGGGUUUGCCGGCUCCCGCUGCGAACUGAACAUCGACGACUGUGCGUGCAACCCCUGUGCUAACGGGGGCACCUGUAUCGACGGCCCCAACUCCUACUCCUGCUCCUGCACCCUGGGCUAUGGGGGGAAGGACUGCAGCGUGCGCAUGGACGCCUGCAGCUCCAACCCCUGCCAGAACAGUGGCACCUGCUACACUCACUUCUCCGGCCACGUUUGCGAGUGUCCAACCGGCUUCAUGGGCUCCAGCUGCGAGUUCCGCGUCCAGCUGCCCACGCCCGUCAGCAGCCCAUGGAUGGCCGAGGGACCUUUCCCUACUGCCCUGGCCAUCUCCUUCGCCCUGGGGCUGCUGACGUUGCUACUGGCGGCCUGCGCCAUCCUGGUGGUGCUUCGGCACAUGAGGAACGGGCCUCACCCUCUGAAAAGCCGCGUCUGCAACGACCUGGUGGCCGUCAACAACUUCAGAGAUCGGGAGAACCGCCUCCUUUCACGCAGCUGCUUUAAAGUCUCCAACAAGGAGGCCCGGUUUCAUGGGGACCGCUUCAACUGCAAGAGGAAGCUCCUGGACCAGAGUUACGAGUCCAUCUGCAAGAAGCUGGACAAUAAACCGUCGGAGCCCAGCUGGCCCGUUGCUGCGGAGUGUCCGAAGGACGGUGCUUACCACCCGAUCUUCAUCAUCCCAGGCCAGGUGGAACCCUGCGUUUACGCCACGGAGGUUUAAAGAAGAUCCAGCCGAGCCUCGGAACCUGGCCUCCGUCCACGGUUUUAUUUGAAUAUUUUUCAGCUAAAAGAAUGUUUACAGAUUGCGCACACUGAAAAGACCCCUGGGGCCCCCAGCCGAUGUGCUGAUGAUUAUUUUUGAAAUCUCUAUAGUAUUAUAAGAAAGACUCCUUUUUUAAAGGAAGAUAUUUAAUAUUUAUUCUUGCUGCUAUUUUUAUAGUUAUUGUUAAUAUUAUUAUUAUUAUUAUUAUUGGCAUCGAGAACAAGAGAUGGAAAAGUUGGAUCUGAAUGGAAAUGACCAAGAGAUUGGGAGGAAAAAAUGCAAAUGGAAAGCCGGGUUUCAAAGAAAUUUGUCUUUUUUGGGGGGGGGGGAGCAAAAGAAGAGAAGAUGAUUUGGGGGGAAAAAAGGAAGAUGGAAAAGAAAGAAAACUGCACAAGGAUUAUCUGAAUGGGGAUAAAAGGCAGGCCCUUUCCCUACAUAAGUGCUGGAACUGAAGUCAUUUUUUGUGGAAACCCCCCCCCCCCCCCCCCCGGUGUCAGUUUGGUGGGAUUUUUCCUGGGAAAAAAAAAACAAACGUUGCCCGGGAUAGGAAGCUGUAAGUGUUGGCAUUAGAUUCCUGCUCUGCUUUUCAUCCAAAUCCUCCGAUAUUAAGCAGAAAAGUUUGGUUUGGUAGCCAAGAAAUCUGCAGCACCAGCUCAGGAAUACUCGGCAUCAGGAAUGAAAGCAAUUUACAAUCGACUGACAACGAUUCAUUUAGUGACCGUUUGCCGUUACAAGGGCACGGGAAAAAGUGACUUAUGACCGUUUUUCACACUUACAACCACUGCAGCAUCCCCCCCGUGUCCGUCGGAUCAAAGUUCAGAUGCUUGGCAACUGACUCACACUUAACGACGGUCGCAAUGUCCUGGGGUCACGUGAUCUUCCUUUUGUGACCUUCUGAUCAGCAAAGUCAAUGGGGAAGCCUGAUUCACUUAACAACCGUGUGACUAACUUAACAACUGCAGGGAUUCCCUUAACUGGCAAGAAAAGGUGGUGAAACGAGGCAAAAUUCAUGUAACAAAUCUCUCACUUAGCAGCAGAAAUUGUGGGCUCGAUUGUGGUCGUAAGUCGAGGACUUCCGGUAUUCACUAGGCAAGCUGGGUGGCACAGAAGUCUAAUAAAUAAAUUAAGUAAAUAAAUAUUCUUCCUUAAUGGGCCUUCUGAAAAAUGGCUUUUUCCUGGUUAUGCCACCCUUUGCCACACGAGGGCAGCACCUCAAAGCAGCAGAGAUAUUAGGGCUGUUUCCCCUCUGCAGAGACCCCCAAACCAUCAUUUCUUGUCCUGCUGGAUGACCUCUGCUUUCCCCCCCCCCUCCGAAAAGCCAGCCUGCACCCAGCCGCUCUAGACCUGCAGAAGAGUUCGGCUCAACCAAAUGUAUGUCCUGCCGCCUGGCUUGGGAUGGUCUCUAUCACCCAUUUAAUAAUUUUAAAAAAGGAUUAUAAUUUUUUCCAGAGAAGACCGAGCCACACUGGAGUAGUGACAGACAAUUUACAAGGGGGAGUAUAUGUGUAUUUCCUCCCCUCUUGUUGCAAUAGCAAUGGGUAAACAUAUUUCGGGAAGAGCUUGUGUUUGGUUCUGGUACUGGUCAAAAGUUCCUGAGCUCUGGAUAUGCUCAGAGGCACCCUGGUCCUUAAUGCUUAGCAUGCUUGCAUCUCUAGUUUGCACGUGUUUUCAGUUGCGUGAUCUCAGGGUCCGAAUUUAAUUGUGGAAAGAAAUCAAAGAAAAACAACUCAGAUUCUGCCGAUAUAGAACCUUCCACCCCUGCCUUAAGUGUUCACUGGGUGUGGAGGGUGGGAAUUUGAGCCCCAAAUGGACUUUGCAGAAUUCGUACAAAGGGCUUUGGUUUUUACCUCUAUAAAAUUUCAACAACCGCAACCAAUAGAAUCUGUGGAGGUUUACAUAAAAAAACCAGGCGCACUUUGUAAGUUGCUUGUCCCUUGUUCUAAUUUUGUUUCAACCUGUUGGGAGUUUUUGAGAAGGGACCUUACUUUUUUCUGUUCGCCAGUUAUAGAAAAGUUGAGAUAUUUGUUUUUCAAAAAGGGUGAUGAUUUUUGGGAAUGAAAACCGAAGUAUGAAGUGACAGAAUCGUAUACUUUUAAAAGCAUCGCUGUUCUCUUAAUUUAAUUUGAAUCCCAGUGGCAGCUGCCUUCUUGGUUUAUUUCAAAAGAUUUAAAUGUAGAGCCUCGGAUGGCAAAAUCAGGAAUUUUAAAAAUCCCAAGAAGGGCAGCAGUUCUUUUUAAGUUAUCUCCCCUCCCCUAUAUUUCUUCUUUUAAUUUAAAAACAAACAAGGAGUAUUGUACAGUAUACAAUAAAUAAGUAAGAAAAUCCUGCUGGAGAUAAUUAUAUUCAUAUUUAUGUUGUGCAUUGUGUAUAUUUAUGUGUCUUGUUGGUGAAUCUUUUCCCAGCUUCUGUAACUAUUCUGUGUGGUGGUGUUUUGUUUUGUUUUUAAUGUAAGGUGUUUUCUUGCAAAAGAAAGUUAUAUAAAAUAUCUAUUUUGCGGAAGAUGUAA
Messenger RNA from Pantherophis guttatus, 4573 nucleotides. RefSeq names its product delta like canonical Notch ligand 3 (gene DLL3). Gene Ontology annotation, biological process: heterophilic cell-cell adhesion; cell communication; Notch signaling pathway. Gene Ontology annotation, molecular function: calcium ion binding. Gene Ontology annotation, cellular component: plasma membrane; protein-containing complex. The record is from RefSeq and is a predicted model, not a curated record. NCBI's taxonomy places the organism in Eukaryota, Metazoa, Chordata, Lepidosauria, Squamata, Colubridae.